AUGGCGGAGAGGACAGUGCUACGCAAAGAUCAGCUGGAACUCAGCUUGCACAAUGAGAAAAAGCUAAUUAAAGAAGGUACCAUCAAGGAUGACAACCCGUUGGACCUGAGUGAGCCGUUCCGUGAACUCUGCAGUGCCUGCCGGAGGGGCGAUCUGAAAGUCUGCCAGGAGAAGAUCACCGAGGGUGUCAAUGUGAACGCUCGCGAUUCAUAUGAUUAUACACCUUUGAUUCUGGCCAGUCUAUGCGGGCAUUAUGAAGUUGCGCAGCUACUACUGGAAUCUGGUGCGCUGUGCGAGCGAGAUACGUUUCAAGGCGAAAGAUGUUUAUACAAUGCCUUGAAUGACCGCAUACGGAAUCUCCUCCUUGAAUAUGACUAUUCCAAGUCGACAGACCCACUUCAGCCCCUUGCUGCACAUAUUGCUUCAUUGCUCACUCGUCAAACCCCUGUGACCACUGAUAUCACCGUGACUGCCGCCGAUCAAGAUGUCUCUCUCCACAAAUUUAUAUUGGCGGCCCGCUCUCCCUAUUUCCGUGGAAAGCUAGCCGCUGCUCCAGAGACCACAACAUGGAAGCUCCCUAGUACCACCCCGCCGGAGGCAUUCAGUGCCGCAAUCAGAUAUUUAUACUUAGGAGAAGCUCCCCGUGAGCUGCGCAGCGGACCAGGGACCGGGUUCACGGAAUCCGAGGUUUUCGCAGGCAUUGAUAAGAUCUCGAAGUACCUAGAGAUCCAAAGUCUCAUGGACAACAUACUGGACGGGGGGGAUAGAAGGCGUGCCAGGCAGCGCAGAACUGUGGAGCUUGCCAAGGGCCGGGCUCAAUUAGAAGAGUGGUUCCGAGAGAAUGUCCUGGGCAACAAAGUGGUUGUUGAAACAUCAAAGGCGAAUAAAGUGACGUGGGAUCACAACAAUCCAGUCUUUGCGGAUGUUCUCCUUCGAGCAGAUGAAUUGCCGGAGGAAGAUGAGAAUUCUGCAGACGAGAUUCCCAAAUCUACUUUGUUCCCCUGCCACCGGGCGAUGCUUCUCCGUUCCGAAUUUUUCCAGGCUAUGUUCACGUCUUCUUUCCGUGAAGCACAUGUUAAAGACCAGCUGCACAUAAUUGACGUGGACUGCUCGCCUGAUGUUCUGGAGAUCAUACUGACCUUCUUGUAUACCGAGCGCGCGGAUUUCCCCUUGGAAAUUGCCGUCGACGUUCUGUUCGCGGCUGAUAUGCUCUUCAUCGAGAAGUUGAAGUCCAAAGCGGCCGUUGUUAUCAGCACCCUGGGUAGUGGAGGGAUGUCACAGGCGGAAGCAGCCAGGACUCGUGGUACCCAGGAUGAAGAUGACAUCGACAUCUACGCAAUCAUCCGGGCGGCCUGGUUAACUCGCGUCCAGCGUCUCGAAGAAUUCGCCGCUCGGUUCCUCGCAUAUCGACUGGAAGCCCACAUCGAUUCACCCGAGUUCGCAGAGCUAAUUCAAGAAUCAGCGGCUCGAAUUCAGGCGCGCCAGGAGACCGAUUCAAUCGAGUUACUGGAUGAUAUUCGCUUCUACCUGAACGAGCGUUUCAGAUUGCGAUUCGACGAUGCUGGUCUUGACGAACUGAUGGAUGAGCAAGCACCGCCGGCAAAUGGCGAUGGUACCGCACAGCCGGAGGAGAUGGGAAAGAUCACAGAAGGAGUCGAAGCAAUGAACGUCUCUAAGCCAACGUCCGCGACCAUCGCGUUGAAUGGGAAUGCUCAGCAACCGCAGGGGUAUACCCGCGAGAUCCGCACACUUGACGGUGCGCUCGUUGAGGAUGAAUUCGAUGAGGACGCGAUGAAUUACGAGAUUUUGCUAGAGAAGCUAGAUGCUCUCUUGGAGAGCCUAAAUCUGGACGCGUAA
Penicillium canariense is the source of this 1857-nucleotide messenger RNA. RefSeq names its product ankyrin repeat and BTB/POZ domain protein. Gene Ontology annotation, cellular component: ubiquitin ligase complex; cytoplasm. NCBI's taxonomy places the organism in Eukaryota, Fungi, Ascomycota, Eurotiomycetes, Eurotiales, Aspergillaceae. Gene Ontology annotation, molecular function: protein binding. The transcript has 3 exons. The record is from RefSeq and is a predicted model, not a curated record. The coding region runs from base 1 to 1857 and encodes 618 amino acids.